GGAUAGACUUUAACAUUGAAUCUAUUACAAAACGCGGGUUUUGAGCGCAUAACAGUUUCAGCUUAGAGAGAAACAGAGGAGGAGAAAACAGGAGGGGGAAAGUCACGGGAGAUAGGCAUAUAUAAAAUUAUAUCUAUAUUUUUACUGUGUAUGAUUUUCAUUGCGGAUUAACAUAGAGGAGAGAAGUUUUCUGUAACUAUGGGUGCCUCCCCAUGGGCGUUCCUGGUCUUGGGAUGUCUCCUCACAGGGCCGUGGCUCACAUUUUGCCAGCUUCCAUUACCCACUGUCUUUCCCAAUGAGGAUGAAAAGGUUGUGCAGCUGCAUUCAUCUUUUACCCUAAGAUGCUCUGGGGACAGUGAAGUGAGCUGGCAGUACCCCAUGCAGGAUGAAGAGGACCAAAAAAUAGAAGUCAGAAAUGAGGAGAAUAACAGUGGCCUUUUUGUGACGGUCCUGGAAGUGGUCAAUGCCUCAGCUGUACACACAGGGCUGUACACUUGUUACUACAACCAUACUCAGACAGAGGAGACUGAAGUCGAAGGCAAAGACAUCUACAUCUAUGUGCCAGAUCCAGAUGAAGCCUUUGUACCUUCUGCCACGGUUGACCAUUUAAUUUUUGCGGAGGAACAUGAUUCUGUCACUAUUCCAUGUCGCACAACUGAUCCUCAGGCUCAAGUGACCCUACUCAACAGUGAGGACAAAGUGGUACAUGCAUUCUACGAUAGCAGACAGGGAUUUGUUGGAAACUUUGCCAUGGGACAAUUCAAGUGUGAGACAGUCAUCAAAGGGAAAAAGUUCCAAACGAGUCCAUUCAACAUUUAUACAAUAACAGCCACCCCAGAACUUGAAGUUGAGAUCGAGGCAGUGAAAACCGUUUAUAAAACAGGAGAGACGCUUGUUGUAACUUGUGCUGUCUUGCACAAUGAGGUGGUUGACCUUCAGUGGAAUUACCCUGGGAAAGUGAAAAACAAAGGCAUUUUGAAAGUUGAUGAAAUCAAAGUUCCAUCUCUCAAGUUGGUGUAUACGUUGACUGUCCCUAAGGUGACAGUGAAAGACAGUGGAGACUAUGAAUGUGCUGCCCGUCAUGCUACCAAGGAAACUAAAGAGAUUAAGAAAGUCACCAUUUCUGUUCACGAGAAGGGAUUUAUUGAGCUCAAACCCAACUUCAGCCAGAUGGAAACCAUUAACUUGCACGAAGUCCGCCAUUUUGUAGUGGAUGUUCAAGCGUAUCCACCACCAAAGAUAUCCUGGCUUAAGGACAAUAUGACCGUGAUUGAGAAUCUGACCGAAAUCAUCACUGGCUUAGAUAAGAUCCAGGAAAUAAGAUAUCAAAGCAAGUUAAAACUGAUUCGUGCUAAGGAAGAAGACAGUGGAUAUUAUACUAUUAUGGCUCAAAAUGAGGAUGAUAUUAAGAAUUAUACUUUUGAACUUACAAUUCAAGUUCCGGCUUCUAUUCUGGACCUGGAGGAUGACAACCAUGGCUCUGCAAGUGGGCAGACGGUCAAAUGCAUAGCAGAAGGGACACCGCUUCCAGCUGUGGAAUGGAUGAUUUGCAAGGAUAUUACAAAGUGUAAUAAUGAAACUUCAUGGACACUUUUGGCCAGCAACAUGUCUGACAUAACUACACAGAGACACGAGAGUAGUAUGGUGAAGAGCCAAGUGACCUUCAACAAAAUUGAAAACACUAUGGCCGUGCGAUGCCUAGCAAAGAACUCUCUUGGGGCCGUUACCCGGGAACUGAAACUUGUGGCUCCUGCUGUGCGUUCAGAAUUGACAGUGGCUGCCUCAGUCCUUGUGCUGCUAGUGAUUAUCAUCUUUUCCCUCAUUAUCCUGAUUGUCAUAUGGAAGCAGAAACCCAGGUAUGAAAUUCGGUGGAGAGUCAUUGAGUCCAUCAGCCCUGAUGGCCACGAGUACAUUUAUGUGGAUCCGAUGCAGCUGCCUUAUGACUCAAGAUGGGAGUUUCCUAGAGAUGGGCUAGUCCUGGGUCGAAUCCUGGGCUCUGGUGCAUUUGGGAAAGUGGUUGAAGGGACAGCAUAUGGAUUAAGCCGUUCCCAGCCUGUGAUGAAGGUGGCCGUGAAAAUGCUAAAACCCACAGCUAGAUCCAGUGAAAAACAAGCCCUCAUGUCAGAACUGAAGAUAAUGACUCAUCUGGGACCCCAUUUAAAUAUUGUAAAUCUUCUAGGAGCAUGUACCAAGUCAGGGCCCAUUUAUAUCAUCACCGAAUACUGCUUCUAUGGGGAUUUGGUCAACUACCUGCAUAAGAACAGAGACAACUUCCUGAGCCACCAUCCAGAGAAGACAAAGAAGGAGCUAGACAUCUUUGGGAUGAACUCAGCUGAUGAGAGCACUAGGAGCUAUGUGAUUUUAUCGUUUGAAAACAAUGGGGAUUAUAUGGACAUGAAGCAAGCUGAUACCACGCAGUAUGUUCCUAUGCUGGAAAGAAAACAGGGCUCUAAAUAUUCGGAUAUUCAAAGAUCGAUGUAUGACCGACCUGCAUCAUACAAGAAGAAAUCUGUAUCAGAUCCAGAAGUUAAAAACCUCCUUUCAGAUGAUAGCUCAGAAGGACUCAGUCUCUUGGAUCUGUUGAGCUUCACCUAUCAAGUUGCCCGAGGAAUGGAGUUUUUGGCCUCAAAAAAUUGUGUUCAUCGUGACCUGGCUGCUCGCAAUGUGCUUCUGGCUCAAGGAAAAAUCGUGAAGAUCUGUGACUUUGGCCUGGCCAGAGACAUCAUGCAUGAUUCCAACUAUGUGUCCAAAGGGAGUACUUUUCUCCCAGUGAAGUGGAUGGCUCCUGAAAGUAUCUUUGACAAUCUGUAUACCACACUGAGCGACGUCUGGUCUUAUGGCAUCCUGCUGUGGGAGAUCUUCUCCCUUGGCGGCACACCCUAUCCUGGAAUGAUGGUGGAUUCUACUUUCUAUAAUAAAAUCAAAAGUGGAUACCGGAUGGCCAAACCCGACCAUGCCACCAGUGAAGUAUACGAGAUCAUGGUGAAGUGCUGGAACAGUGAGCCAGAGAAGAGACCUUCCUUUUACCACCUGAGUGAGAUUGUGGAAAAUCUGCUACCUGGGCAGUAUAAGAAGAGUUAUGAGAAAAUCCACCUGGACUUCCUGAAGAGUGACCAUCCUGCUGUUGCUCGCAUGAGAGUGGAAUGUGAUAACACCUACAUUGGAGUCACCUACAAAAAUGAAGACAAGCUGAAGGACUGGGAGGGCAGCUAUGAUGAACAGAGGUUGAGUGCUGACAGUGGCUAUAUCAUCCCUCUGCCUGACAUUGACCCUAUCCCUGAAGAUGACCUCGGCAAGAGAAACAGACACAGUUCCCAGACAUCUGAGGAAAGUGCCAUUGAGACAGGUUCCAGCAGCUCCACCUUCAUCAAGAGAGAGGAUGAAACCAUUGAGGACAUCGACAUGAUGGAUGACAUUGGGAUAGACUCCUCAGACCUGGUUGAAGACAGCUUCCUGUAAUGGUCAAGAAUCUAGUGGAUGUAUUCCAUUUCUGGAAAGAGAGAUACUCACCAUUCAGUCUAAAGACUUGAACACCCUUCAGAAAACCACUUUAUCGCAAUGCAAAUGAUGCAAGGAGAUUCCAUUUUUUAAAGAGAAUCUCCCAGUCAAGAGCCCAGGGACCAUCCUGAAUAUGAAUGAGUGAGAUAUGUUGGAACGGACCAUUUUAGUGUUGCUCUUCGCAAUACUUCUAUAGCAUCUCAGUAUUGAUUGCAGAGUCUUUUCUUUUUUUCCAGAUAGAUGGACAAAAGGAAAGGCCAUACAAGACCAACUUUGUGCUUCAAGGGCAUUGAUGACUCUGAUGAACAGAAUUUUCAUUGCAUCAUAACGCCAUCCUGUAAUUAUGUAAAUAAAUAUCUGAGGAUGUGUUUAGAUUUGUAUUGAAUAUAUUCUCUGGACUUCAGAAGAGACCACUUAAAAACAUUUAUGUACUUCCCCCUUGACAACAUCUUGUGUCAGCUGCUGUUGGGCUACUGUGGAAGUACGUGCAAAACCACUUUUGAAACUUCAAAGAUACUGGUACUAUAGCAUGUUACCUUUUUUUAGUGUUGAAUAAUAAAAGAAGAAAGAUAAUCAUUAACAAACCUUCUUUUGAUAGAAUUGGGCUCUUUAGAAGCCUAACAAGUCUUUUACAUAUUGCUAACUAUGUUAAUAACACGACUACUGUCAUCAGUAAUUCUGAAUAUCCAAUUUAGAACACAUUUCCCUUCAGAGAAAGCACAAUUCAGAAACAUCAACACAAAUCCGACAACAAAGAUCAGCUGUACUAAAUAGGUAAUGAAGUUAAUGAGUUGGGGCAUUUAUAUUGAAUAACCUUUGGCUAUAUAAGAUAAUAGCAGUAGCAGAUUAAAGUUAGUUGAACAUAGAAGAAAAAACCAUGUAGCAUUACCCAGGCAGUUCCAAGUUCUGGGUUUUUGUUCUUUGUAAAAUCAUGUACUGAAGAGAUUGUCUAAUCAAUUGUACUAAAAAAAAAAUAAUAACUCCCCUUGAAGUAACGAAACUUGUAAAGCAGUAAAUGUUCCCUCUUUGUAAAUGGACAAGUCUAUGCUUGGCCAGGCUUCUUACGGAACAUAGAGUCAUCACUAACAAGGAGGAUUCAUGGCUCCUGUCAUUAUGGAAUUCCCAGAAUCAAAAUGUUCAGUCAGAUGAAAUCUUAAAACCCUGAAUUGAACUGGAAACAACCUAAAACCCCUCAGCUGGUUGGGGGACUAUGGUAUGCAUCAGAUUAUAGGAAGUUGAUUUAAGGUUGAAUGUGAGCUUUUUUAGGGCAGAGACAGGGUUUUUUUUGGGGGGGGGGUGUAUAUGUGUAUGAGUGUGUGUGUGUGUUUGUAUACCCAGUGCCUAGCACAAUGCAUUGCACAUAGUAGGUGCUUAAUAAAUGUUAAAUUGAACUCAAUUGAGAAAUGGGAGGAAAAACAACCCCUAAAAUUUGGAAUUAGACCAGCAGCCAAGUAGCAAUAUUGCCUUUGGAAGUUUUAGUUUCAGAUUAAUCGAAUCAUAUUAUAUACCUGGCAAAUUGGUCUCCUUUGUGUAGUUCUUCUGUAUUAGCUGAUGCCAAGAAAGCUAACUUUUAGAGGUUUUUCCAGAGCUUCCAGUGAUAUAUUUACUUCUUCCCCCACAAUAGUUACUGUGAUUAGGCCUUGGGUUAAGAAGAAAUGUGAGUAAAAUGAAGCCAUUCAUACAAUGUGUUGACAUGGAUACACCAAUUCAACAUUCUGAAUAGGAUGUUCUGUUUUAUUUUUUUAAGUCAUUUUGGAAUAAGUAGCCUUACUUUUUGUUACAAAAAUGGUCAAUCUGUCUAAACUAUUUGAACCAGUUAUGUGUAAAAUAUCUUUUAAUGGCUGACACCAUAUGAAUGAAACAUGGCCUGUGGUGAUUUGGUAGGAAGACAUGUUAGCAACAGCUAGAUACCUGAUUGGCGCGUACUCUUCAGCAUCAGCCCUUCCUUUCAUGGAUACUCUUCCUAGUUUGAAGCCUGAGCCUGCAGAGGCCUGUUAAAAAGGACAAAAUAACUGGAGUUUCUAGAAGAACCAGUCUGACUUGAAAUGCAUUUGUGUUUCCAGAAUCACAGUUCAAGCCUUCUCUGUUUAUCAACCAAUCACUCAUUCUCAUGUAGCCUUCUUCCACUGAUGCUUUUUUUGUUUCAACUCUGCAUCCACAGUCGUGUUUCCUGGCAAAACAGACUGAGCUCUUGGACUGGUGGCUCCUAGCCCCAUUUUUCAAAAGCUUAGCCAUGGGGCUGCAAUUUCCAGUUUGUAGCUUGGAACCAUAUUUUGUUGUGUGUGUUUUCAGUGUAUUGCAAGUCUGUUUGUAUGUUUGUUUUUUAUGGCUUCCUUGUGAGAAGCCACCAGAAGGAAAAUUGCCAAUCCUACCAGCUCUCCGUUUGUAUGAUGACAAUCAAAAGCUAGCCUAAGAAAUGCGACUUGUGAGUUUUUAAUGGUCAAUGGUUUCCUUAAAAUGUGGUCUGACAACUUGUACAAAAUGGUCCUGUUUUGUGAAGAGGGACGUAAGAUAAGGUGAUGUUAUACAUCCAUAUGUAUAUAUGUAUUUCUAUGUAGACGGAGAAUACUGCCAAAACAUUUAUGACAAGCUGUAUCACUGCCUUUGUUUAUAUUUUUUGACUGUGAUAUACCCCACAGGCACGUUAACUGUUGCACUUUUGAAUGUCCAAAAAUUAUAUUUUAGAAUAAUAAAAAAGUGUUUCCAAAACAA
Trichosurus vulpecula (common brushtail) is the source of this 6210-nucleotide messenger RNA. It is a transcript of the gene PDGFRA, whose product is annotated as platelet derived growth factor receptor alpha. The record is from RefSeq and is a predicted model, not a curated record. Gene Ontology annotation, biological process: platelet-derived growth factor receptor signaling pathway; positive regulation of kinase activity; embryonic cranial skeleton morphogenesis. Bases 199 to 3459 code for a protein of 1086 amino acids. NCBI's taxonomy places the organism in Eukaryota, Metazoa, Chordata, Mammalia, Diprotodontia, Phalangeridae. Gene Ontology annotation, molecular function: platelet-derived growth factor binding; platelet-derived growth factor alpha-receptor activity; ATP binding. The transcript has 23 exons. Gene Ontology annotation, cellular component: signaling receptor complex.